AAUAAACUGGAAAGAUGCCUGGUCUGGCUUCAGUUACAGGGAGCACCACCAGGGAACAUCUCGGGGAGCCUGGUUGGAAGCUGCUGGCUUAGUCUGUCGGCUGCAGGUCUGACUGCCUUGUGGGGAGGGCCUUGCCUUAGCAUCCCUUGCAUUUCACUGAAAAGAAAUCUGCUUGGAAGAAGGGGUUAUACUGUUCGGCCAGGCAGCAACUCCGCUGAGCAGAACUCGCCGCCAGAAUGCUCCUCCUGUUGCUGGGUAUCAUCGUCCUCCACGUCGCGGUGCUGGUGCUGCUGUUCGUCUCCACGAUCGUCAGCCAAUGGCUCGUGGGCAAUGGACACUCAACUGAUCUCUGGCAGAACUGUAGCACCUCUUCUUCAGGAAAUGUGCACCACUGUUUCUCAUCAUCGGCAAACGAAUGGCUGCAGUCUGUCCAGGCCACCAUGAUCCUGUCAAUCAUCUUCAGCGUUCUGUCUCUGUUCCUGUUCUUCUGCCAACUCUUCACCCUCACCAAGGGGGGCAGAUUUUACAUCACUGGAAUCUUCCAAAUCCUUGCUGGUCUGUGCGUGAUGAGUGCUGCGGCCAUCUACACGGUGAGGCACCCGGAAUGGCAUCUCAACUCAGACUAUUCCUAUGGCUUCGCCUACAUCCUGGCCUGGGUGGCCUUCCCCCUGGCCCUUCUCAGCGGUGUCGUCUACGUGAUCUUGCGGAAACGCGAAUGAGGCGCCCAGACAGUCUGUCUGAGGCUCUGAGCGUAUACAGGGAAGGGAGGAAGGGAAACCAAAAAACAGGAAAAAAAAAAAAAAAAAAAAAAAAAGAGCUAGCCCAAAAUCCUAAACUCAAACCAAACCAAACAGAAAGCAGUGGAAGUGGGGGUUGCUGUUGAUUGAAGAUGUAUAUAAUAUCUCCGGUUUAUAAAACCUAUUUAUAACACUUUUUACAUAUAUGUACAUAGUACUGUUUGCUUUUUAUGUUGACCAUCAGCCUCGUGUUGAACCUUAAAGAAGUAGCUAAGGAACUUUACAUCCUAACAGUAUAAUCCAGCUCAGUAUUUUUGUUUUGUUUUGUUUGUUUGUUUGUUUUGCCCAGAAAUAAAACAACUCCAUGUUGCCCCUUCCCUUUCAUCUGAAAGAAGAUACCUCCCUCCCAGUCCGCCUCAUAUAGAAAACCAAAGUGUGGGUGGAAGCCCCAAAUGUCCAAAAGCCCUUUUCUGGUGGGUGACCCAGUGCAUCCAACAGAAACAGCUGCUGCCUGAACCUCCGUGUGAAGCUUUCUGUGCACAUGCACAAAACGCCCAAACUGGAGCCCUUGCAAAAACGGGGCUAGUGGCUUUGGCAUACUUGCCCUUGCAGGUGGAGUAUCUCGGUCACACAUCUAAAUGAGAAAUCAGUGACAACAAAUCUGUGAAAUGGUGCUAUAGAUUUACCAUUCCUUAUGAUCACUAAUCAUCUAAAUGACUCACUGGAAAUCCAAUUAACGAUUUUACAACAUAAAAUAGAAUGGAGACCUGAAUAAUUCUGUGUAAUAUAAAUGGUUUAUAACUGCUUUUGUACCUAGCUAGGCUGCUAUUAUUACUAUAAUGAGCAAAUCAUAAAGCCUUCAUCACUCCCACAUUUUUCUUACGGUCGGAGCAUCAGAACCAAGUGUCUAGACUCCUUGGGACCAUGAGUUCCCAGAGCUUGGCUGGGUCUAGGCUGUUCUGUGCCUCCAAGGACUGUCUGGCGAUGACUUGUAUUGGCCACCAACUGUAGAUGUAUAUAUGGUGCCCUUCUGAUGCUAAGACUCCAGACCUUUCAUUUUUGCUUUGCAUUUUCUGAUUUUAUACCAACUGUGUGGACUAAGACGCAUUAAAAUAAACAUCAGAGUAACUCA
This is a messenger RNA of Saimiri boliviensis boliviensis (Bolivian squirrel monkey), 1869 nucleotides long. It is a transcript of the gene PMP22, whose product is annotated as peripheral myelin protein 22. NCBI's taxonomy places the organism in Eukaryota, Metazoa, Chordata, Mammalia, Primates, Cebidae. The record is from RefSeq and is a predicted model, not a curated record. Gene Ontology annotation, cellular component: plasma membrane.